AUGUUCACUAAUAAAGCUAAUGGAUUCAAGUACUGGGAUGUUAAAGAUGUUUAUAGUCCAUGUGAAUACAGUGCAAGAGCAGAUUUCUGGGAAGAUUCGGAGGAAGUAAGACACUGGUGGGAUGGUCCUAUUUGUUUUCCAGGUGAUUCCAAUGUUGUAAGGUCUGAUGAUGGAUGGAAUAAAGGUGAAGUAGAUAGUAUGAAUUCUAGCUUUCUAAAUAACUUCAUCUUACAACAAGAGAUGGUGGAUCAAUCUUUUGUUGGUGGUUCCUAUACUUGGUCUAAUAACCAUGUUGAUCCAUUUCUUUGCAGGCUAGAUAAGUUCCUUUUUAGUGUUGAUUUUGAUGAGGCAUUUCCUAAUGCCCUACAAAUAGAACUAACAAGAACUGUGUCAGAACAUAAUCCUCUUAUGAACCUUAAACACAUUGUUAAGCCCUGGGGAUUUACUGAAUUUGGUGCUGUUAGUAAUGAGAAAAGUUGCUCACUGAAUAGAUUGGUGAACUAA
Messenger RNA from Papaver somniferum (opium poppy), 504 nucleotides. RefSeq lists its product as uncharacterized. The record is from RefSeq and is a predicted model, not a curated record. The transcript is spliced from 2 exons. The coding region runs from base 1 to 504 and encodes 167 amino acids. NCBI's taxonomy places the organism in Eukaryota, Viridiplantae, Streptophyta, Magnoliopsida, Ranunculales, Papaveraceae.